Messenger RNA from Arabidopsis thaliana (thale cress), 2970 nucleotides. Its product is annotated as Tetratricopeptide repeat (TPR)-like superfamily protein. The record is from RefSeq and is marked reviewed. Lineage: Eukaryota; Viridiplantae; Streptophyta; Magnoliopsida; Brassicales; Brassicaceae. The coding region runs from base 150 to 2219 and encodes 689 amino acids. Gene Ontology annotation, biological process: RNA modification. Gene Ontology annotation, molecular function: RNA binding; zinc ion binding. The transcript has a single exon.
GUUCAUUUUGUCAGACUCGCUGACUGAAGAGGACUCUCGUGUGCUUGAGUUUGUACUAUUGACAAACAGAAAUUCAUCAUGGGCUUGGGUUUGUAAUAUUGACAAACUCGCAUUUUAUAUUCGUGUUUCAUUUGGACCAGAUUACACCGAUGAUCCCGAAUCAGAGACAAAACCUUGUUAGUAUCUUGCGAGUUUGCACAAGGAAGGGGCUUUCUGAUCAAGGAGGUCAAGUUCAUUGUUAUCUUCUCAAGUCUGGAUCAGGGUUGAAUUUGAUUACGAGCAACUAUCUUAUCGAUAUGUAUUGUAAAUGCAGAGAACCGUUGAUGGCUUACAAGGUGUUCGACAGUAUGCCUGAGAGAAAUGUUGUUUCAUGGUCGGCUCUAAUGAGUGGACAUGUACUUAAUGGUGACCUUAAGGGAUCAUUGUCUCUUUUCAGUGAAAUGGGGCGUCAGGGUAUUUACCCAAACGAGUUCACUUUCUCGACGAAUCUAAAAGCUUGUGGUUUGCUUAACGCGCUUGAAAAGGGGUUGCAGAUUCAUGGGUUUUGUUUGAAGAUUGGUUUUGAAAUGAUGGUUGAAGUGGGCAAUUCUUUGGUUGACAUGUAUUCAAAAUGUGGGAGAAUCAAUGAAGCUGAGAAAGUGUUUCGUCGGAUUGUGGAUAGGAGUUUGAUAAGCUGGAAUGCGAUGAUUGCUGGAUUUGUACAUGCGGGUUAUGGUAGUAAAGCUUUGGAUACGUUUGGGAUGAUGCAAGAGGCAAAUAUAAAGGAAAGGCCAGACGAGUUCACUUUGACUAGCUUGUUGAAGGCUUGCAGUAGUACUGGUAUGAUUUAUGCAGGAAAACAGAUACAUGGUUUUCUAGUUAGGAGUGGGUUCCAUUGUCCAAGUUCCGCAACCAUCACCGGUUCUCUUGUUGAUUUGUAUGUCAAGUGUGGAUAUCUCUUUAGUGCUCGGAAAGCUUUUGAUCAAAUUAAGGAAAAGACAAUGAUCUCAUGGAGUUCAUUGAUUCUUGGAUAUGCACAAGAGGGUGAAUUCGUGGAGGCGAUGGGUUUGUUUAAGCGACUACAGGAGCUAAACUCUCAGAUUGACAGUUUUGCUCUUUCUAGCAUCAUUGGAGUCUUUGCUGAUUUUGCCCUCUUGCGGCAAGGGAAGCAAAUGCAAGCACUUGCUGUUAAACUUCCGUCUGGGUUAGAAACAUCUGUUUUGAAUUCAGUGGUGGACAUGUAUCUCAAGUGUGGAUUAGUUGAUGAGGCUGAGAAAUGCUUUGCCGAAAUGCAGUUGAAAGAUGUGAUCUCCUGGACUGUAGUGAUCACUGGUUAUGGGAAGCACGGGCUUGGCAAAAAAUCUGUUAGAAUUUUUUACGAAAUGUUGAGACAUAACAUUGAGCCUGAUGAGGUAUGCUAUUUAGCUGUACUCUCAGCUUGUAGCCAUUCUGGUAUGAUCAAAGAAGGUGAAGAACUUUUUUCGAAGUUACUAGAGACACAUGGAAUCAAACCUAGGGUAGAACACUAUGCAUGUGUAGUUGAUCUAUUAGGAAGAGCUGGUCGUUUGAAGGAAGCUAAACAUCUGAUUGAUACAAUGCCGAUAAAACCAAAUGUCGGAAUAUGGCAAACACUUCUUAGCCUCUGUCGAGUACAUGGGGACAUCGAAUUAGGGAAAGAAGUGGGUAAGAUUCUUUUAAGGAUCGAUGCAAAGAAUCCUGCAAAUUACGUGAUGAUGUCCAACCUUUAUGGGCAAGCCGGUUAUUGGAACGAACAAGGGAACGCACGAGAGCUUGGGAAUAUAAAAGGGUUGAAGAAAGAAGCUGGUAUGAGCUGGGUCGAGAUUGAGAGAGAGGUACAUUUUUUCCGUAGUGGAGAGGAUUCACAUCCUCUGACACCUGUGAUCCAAGAAACUUUGAAAGAAGCUGAAAGAAGACUGAGAGAAGAAUUGGGAUAUGUUUACGGCCUGAAACAUGAGCUGCAUGAUAUAGACGAUGAGUCAAAGGAGGAGAACCUUAGAGCUCACAGCGAAAAGCUAGCGAUUGGUCUGGCAUUGGCAACAGGCGGGUUAAACCAGAAAGGAAAGACAAUAAGAGUGUUCAAGAACUUGAGAGUAUGCGUAGAUUGUCAUGAGUUCAUCAAGGGGUUGUCUAAAAUCACGAAGAUAGCGUACGUUGUGAGAGAUGCUGUUCGGUUUCACAGUUUUGAAGAUGGUUGUUGUUCCUGUGGAGAUUACUGGUGAUCAUCAAGCUUGAUUACUUCGUCCCCGUACCGGUGCUUCCUAGACUGUGACCCUCCCAUGUGUUAGGGAAGAACAGCUCGUGGUGCUAUAUCAGCAGGGUGAGGAUUCAAUUGAUAUAUUGGAGAUUUAGGUUUCGACCAAGAUUGAGCCCAAUGCUGUGUCCUGGAGCAAGUUUUUGAAAGUGGAUAUGAGACCACUACUCACUGGUUUUGUUGCUGUUCGAUUUGACCACAACUCUAUCCUCUGGGAGCUUCUUCUUUGAUGAGCAAGAGAAAGUUGCUGUGGUUUUAGAUGUAGACGAACAUCUACACACCGAGACCGCUCGGUACCGCACAACUUUUAUCAUUGGAGAUGACGGCUACUUUAAAUCUGUGAGCCUCGGAGAAGCUCUGAAUGUCUAUGUGGGGGAAACUGGGAAUUUCGGAUAUACUCUGCGAAUAUAUUGUCCCCCACUUGUGUGCUCUUCCUGUUAUCUCCUGCAAAUCAACCAACCACGCAAAAGGAAAGAAAGAGAUGAUUUCGAUUUGCUUCUUGCUAAUCUAACUGCUUGUCAGUAGUCACUCAUGAUCUUCGUUACGGUUCUAUCUAUAAUAGCUAAUAACUUAGGAUGUCGUCUAUUUCAUGUUUCUUGGUCAAUUGUGUUUCUUGCGUUGUCUGACUGCUAGCGAUUGUUCAAUUUGCUGUUGAUUUCGGCUUUUUUCAAGUUUCUAAGCCCGUUCUUAACUUAUCUUAAGAUUUCUCAUGAUGAUGC